Exophiala mesophila is the source of this 2582-nucleotide messenger RNA. RefSeq lists its product as uncharacterized. The coding region runs from base 149 to 2434 and encodes 761 amino acids. The record is from RefSeq and is a predicted model, not a curated record. Lineage: Eukaryota; Fungi; Ascomycota; Eurotiomycetes; Chaetothyriales; Herpotrichiellaceae. The transcript has a single exon. Gene Ontology annotation, molecular function: RNA binding.
CACGAACUGACUGACAGCGGGACUUCAGUCACUUCAGAGAAAGGAUUUUACAAGACACAAACCACGGUGUGUGUGUUUCGUGAAUCACAAUCUCUUUUAUAAUUAUUUAUCCCAUUACCACGGCACCGCCGUUGCCUACUACACAAUCAUGAGUCCCAUCAAUAAACGUCGAAAACUCGAAGACGGCGAGUAUGAAGUUACUCCCACAACUACAAGUACGACUACGACCACCACAAACGUCAGUGAAGUCGACUUAGCCGCCGCACCUGUCGCACCCGCUUCUUCUUCCGAGCAAGCCAAAGCCACCGAUCAGAAUCGAUCCCUCUUCGUCAGAUCUCUUCCCGCCUCUGUCACGACCGAACGCCUAACCGAGCAUUUCUCUGAAUCAUUUCCUCUGAAACACGCCACUGUCGUGAUCGACUCACAGACCAAGAUCUCCAAAGGAUUCGGAUUUGUGACCUUUGCAGACGCUGAAGAUGCACAGGCCGCAAUUCAACAAUUCAACGACUCGGUGCUAGACGGUCGAAAGAUUAAAGUCGAGUUGGCGCAGGCGAGACAUCGAGAUGCAGAUGAUGACUUGACGGGUGUGGUGACGGGGAAAGGCAGGAAAGGCGGGGUGAAUACUACGGCGGUUCAAUUGAGAGAGAAAAGAGAGCAAGGAAGGAAAGAAGCACAGCCGCCGAAAUUGAUUGUCAGGAAUUUGCCGUGGAGUAUCAAAACGGCAGAGGACUUGUCUCUACUGUUCCGCAGUUAUGGAAAAGUCAAGCAUGCGGUAGUUCCCUCCAAGGGUCCCAGGACACAAUAUGGAUUUGGGAUUGUGGUGUUGCGGGGAAAAAAGAAUGCAGAAAAGGCUCUUGCGGGCAUUAAUGGAAAGGUAGUGGAUGGUAGAACUUUGGCGGUUGAUUGGGCGGUGGAUAAAGAUACUUGGGAGGAACAGAAAAAUGCUACUGCUGAAGAGGCUAAACUCAACAAGACCGAUGCCGUUGGCGUUGUUGAGGAUGAGAAGGUUGAAAAUGAUGAAUUGGAGGAGGAUGCUGCUGCUGCCAUUGAGGAUGGUCAAGAGCACGACGAUGAGACUUCGAGUGACGAUGUCGACAUGGAUGUUGAAGAAUCUGAUCUCGACGACGAAGACGAAGACGACGAGGAAGACUCAGAAGAUGGGGAUGUCAAAACCAACAGUAACGACACUACCGUCUUUGUGCGCAAUGUUCCCUUCACCACGACUGACGAGAUGCUCUCUGCCCAUUUCUCCACAUUCGGGCCCGUCCGAUACGCCCGGGUGGUAUAUGACCCGGAAACAGAACGCUCAAGAGGGACGGGGUUCGUUUGCUUUUUCAAUGUCGACGACGCCAAAUCAUGCGUCAAGGGAGCUCCCAAGCACGAGAUCGCCGCCGCGGGUCACGACGAAUCCAAGGAUAAGAAACGCAAGGUCGACACAUUAAAGCACUCAAUCCUACAAAACGAGGCAUCGGAUCCAUCCGGAAAAUAUACAUUGGAAGGACGGGUUCUCAAUGUCGUGAGAGCGCUAUCACGCGAAGGAGCAGAGAAACGUGCAAACGAGGCGAGCGAACAGCGAGAUAUUCGAGACCGAGACAAACGAAGAUUAUACCUCCUCUCAGAGGGGUCCGUGGCACGUGGGUCGAAAUUGGCGGAUGCUCUGGGUAAAGCAGAGAUGGAUAUUCGCGAAAGCAGUCAACGUCAACGACAGCGUCUGAUCAAGAGUAAUCCGAAUCUCGGUCUGAGUCUGACGAGAUUGAGUAUCCGAAACAUUCCGCGACAUAUUGGAAGUAAGGAAUUGAAGGCCUUGGCGAGGGAGGCGGUGGUGGGGUUUGCCCAAGAUGUCAAAGCCGGGAUCCGACAGCCGUUGAGCAAGGAUGAGAUGUCUCGUGGAGAUGCCGAGAUGCGAGAGGCGGAGAAGAGACGGAAAGAACAAGGCAAGGGAAUUGUGAGACAAGCCAAGGUGGUGUUUGAAGACCGUGAAGGUGCCAAGGUCACAGAAGGUGGAGGAAGAAGUCGUGGGUAUGGCUUCAUCGAAUAUGUCAGCCAUCGUAAUGCCCUCGCGGGACUUCGAUGGCUCAAUGGACAUUCGAUCAAGUCCGGAGGCGAGAAGCCCAAGAGACUGAUUGUGGAAUUCGCCAUUGAAAAUGCCCAAGUGGUCCAGCGCCGGAACGAGCGGGAGAGGCGGGCAAAGGAACGGCCUGCGGGAGAACGAAGAGAAGAUCGCAAAAACGGGAAGGACGAAAGAGGCCCAAAGGGACAAAAGCGCAAACGAAAUAAUGCAACCGAGGAGAAGACGGCGCAAGGGCCCAAGACCGUCGUCAGCACCAAUGGCCCUGAGGAAGGAGAAGGAGACUCGGAGCAGAAGAACCGUGUUGCAAAGCGAAACCGGAUCAUUGCGAAGAAGCGACAGGCACGCAAGGCACGAAAGGGUUGAACAUUGCAUGCUCGACUGGAGCCGGGGACGACAAGAUGGUUGAUUGACAAUCGUUCCCUUGUUCCUGCAGCCGCGUACUACAUAGCCUAGACCAGUUGGUAUCAAAGAGCAUUCGCGGGAAUUCGAGGGUGCAAGACGUCAGUUUGCC